This is a messenger RNA of Rhinocladiella mackenziei CBS 650.93, 813 nucleotides long. RefSeq lists its product as uncharacterized. The record is from RefSeq and is a predicted model, not a curated record. NCBI's taxonomy places the organism in Eukaryota, Fungi, Ascomycota, Eurotiomycetes, Chaetothyriales, Herpotrichiellaceae. Bases 1 to 813 code for a protein of 270 amino acids. The transcript has 2 exons.
AUGGAUCUGUAUACCCUUCCCAAUAUCACUGAACCUCAGCCUACGGCUUCCUUCCUGUCCUUACCUUCAAUUCUCUUUUUCAUCAGUCUGACGGUUUUCUUGGUCGGUCUUGUCCACUGGUGCAUUCAAGACUAUCGUUUGUUCAAAGCUCUCGGUCCUGGCGGUCCACCCUACAAUGUCUUCGGCUGGAUAAAAGUCUCAAUCAUCAUCAGACCUUUCACACUCGCUGAUCACGAAACGACACGGACUGAAGACUACCCGGAUGCUGGAGCUCACGAGGAGAUACUGGCACUACCUGAGCGCAAAGGGGAGCGACCAGUCAUCGUUGGAAUCGCUCCACAAAGACAAUUCAGUCAGUGUCCGGGACCAGAAAUGAACACGCGUGUAUUAUCUCUCUUCUCGUCAGCUGUUACCAACAAUCCUAAGCUGUUGCAAAAAAGGGUAUCCGGGGUUGAAAAGCAUCAUUCUGCACUUUUCGUUCACCCAAGCCUUCUUUCCAAGCCAGAAAAUCUCUCGGACACGGCCCGGAUUUCCAACGGAGAACUUGGCCAUAUCCAUGGUGAUACCUCUCUCCACCUCUACUUUUCACCUCCGGAUGCUCGGGUUAUUAUUGAGAAAGGCUGGGCGCAGCGGCAUCGAUUGGCAAGAACUCAACCAUGGUGGUUUGGCGGCGGCAAGAAUUGGUGGCAAAUUGGAGAAACAUUCUUACUGAUAUACGCUCCUAGGAACGAAUACGAAGUGGAUGUUUUGAGAACGCUGAUCAGAGCGAGUGCGAGGUUCAUGACUGGAGAGGAGGGACUGGUGGAGCCGUAA